AUGAGUAUAGCUGCAUAUGCGUAUGAAGCUGACAGAGCUAAACGUUUAUAUUUUGGUCAAUACUCUCUCACACUUACUGACAAAUAUAUUGUUAUCAGUGAUGGAAAUACCGAGAAAUACAUAACAUGGAAGGACUAUGAAAAGUUUGACCCUAUUUUAACUCCAUGUACAAUGCCAUUCAUUGUAAAUGGUGAAGUUGUCAUGAAGAACGACACAACAGUAUAUAAGUCUGUAUAUGAAGCAUUAGAAUAUAUGUUGAAUUAUAAUCCCGAAAGAUUUGACCCAAGCACUACACCAUGUGCAAUGCCUUUUAUUAAGGACGGUGAAAUCGUAAGAGUUCCGGAUUCAACGGUUUAUACUGCUGUUCAAAACAGUUUACAAAACAUUUUAGCGAAUAUCUUUAAUUCAGAAACUACAGAAAUAAAAUUACCAUAUAUAACAGAUGCUAAAGAAAUUAAAUCAAAAACGACAACAUUAUUUACGUCACUUAAUGAUUUAAUGACUUAUAUCAUUAAUAUUCCUGCACCAACUACAGCAUUUGAUCCAAACU
Messenger RNA from Trichomonas vaginalis G3, 550 nucleotides. RefSeq names its product organellar and viral DNA polymerase type B. NCBI's taxonomy places the organism in Eukaryota, Parabasalia, Trichomonadida, Trichomonadidae. The annotation marks the transcript as partial. The transcript has a single exon. The record is from RefSeq and is a predicted model, not a curated record.